AUGACGGGUAUCACCGCAGCCAGCCUGCGCGGCGCCGACGGGCGCUUCGACAACCCCUGGCCCACCUGGAAGGGCGACAAGUCGCUGUGGGACCUCCGAGAGUUUGCGAAGCAGAUGCGGGAGCUGAGGGCGCCCAACUAUGGCUACCUGUCUUACAAGCGGCAGCCCACCCUGGCUGAUAUGAGUGCUGCCUUUCCGCUGCGCGCGCCUGAUUACGACGCCCUCUCCAGCCCCGACCCCGCGGCCGUCUCCGCGCUGUGGGUCGGCCACGCGAGCGUGCUGGUGCAGAUGGAGGGGCUCACCCUCUGGACUGACCCCGUGCUCGCGGACCGCGCCUCGCCGCUGCCCUUCGUCGGCCCGCGUCGCGCCGUCCCGCCGGCCUUGAGCCCUGAGGACCCGUGGCUUCCAAAGGUGGAUGCUAUCCUGAUCAGCCACAACCACUACGACCACCUCUGCGCGCCCUCAGUCAAGAGGCUGCACAGGCGGUACGGUGACGACCUGGUGUGGUACGUGCCGCUGGGUCUGGCCGAGUGGUUCGCGGCACGGGGCAUCAAGAAUGUCAAGGAGCUCGGCUGGUGGGAGCAGGCGCAGCAUCCUGGCAGCAAGGUGCAGCUCGUGCUGACGCCCGCACAGCACUGGAGCGCCCGCGGCAUCAUGGACCGCCGCAAGACCCUGUGGGGCGGCUGGGCCGCGCUCGGCGAGCGCAGCCGCUUCUGGUUCGCGGGGGACACCGGCUAUGCCCCCGUCUUCAAGGAGAUCGGGCAGCGCCUGGGGCCCUUUGAUCUGUCGGCGAUUCCGAUCGGCGCGUACGAGCCCAGGGCCUUCAUGGCGCCGCAGCACGUCGGCCCCGACGAGGCCGUGACGAUCCACCGCGACGUGCGGUCUCGCCGCUCCAUCGCCAUCCACUGCUGCACCUUCCACCUGACCCUUGAGCCCCUGGACGAGCCGCCGGCGCUGCUGGCGCGCGAGGCCGCGGCGCGGGGAUUGGCGGACGAUGAGUUUGUGUGCCUCCAGCACGGCGCGAUGAUGACGGUGAAGGACGGCGCCGUCGUCAACUCGCCUUUGCAACGCCUGCCCCUGCCGCGGCCCGCAACCGAUGCUGGCGAGCAGCAGCAGCCGCAGCCGCAGCAGGCGGCGGCGUCGCGUGGCGUGGGGCUGGCUGCAUCCGAUGAACUGUGA
Monoraphidium neglectum is the source of this 1179-nucleotide messenger RNA. RefSeq names its product N-acyl phosphatidylethanolamine phospholipase D. The transcript is spliced from 10 exons. Bases 1 to 1179 code for a protein of 392 amino acids. Lineage: Eukaryota; Viridiplantae; Chlorophyta; Chlorophyceae; Sphaeropleales; Selenastraceae. Gene Ontology annotation, cellular component: cytoplasm. The record is from RefSeq and is a predicted model, not a curated record. Gene Ontology annotation, molecular function: zinc ion binding; N-acylphosphatidylethanolamine-specific phospholipase D activity.